CCCUCCAUAUUGGUCCUACACACCAAUAUCAUCAUCUUCUCUUGCGUAAGCUUCUUGAAUCAUCCUUGAUCAUCAUCAAACAUAUUCCCUUUGAUCUUCAUUGGUGUUUCUGUUGUAAAUUUACACGUUCCUCAUUCCGGAAAAUCCUAUAUUCUUUCUUAUCUUCUUGAAAUCUGAAUCCUCGUCGUCUAGAUAUUGUUGUUUGUAUGCAUUUAAGCUCAAUAUACUUAGGAAUUGAACAAGAACAAGAACAAGAACAUGUUUGACAGUCUGUUGAAGAGCAAGUUCUACGCGAAAUGCAAAUCGUCGACGAAGCAAAUGAAGACAAGAAUCAACAUUAUAAUUCGGAAACGAAAUACAAUGCUCAAGUAUCUAAGAAACGACAUCGCCGAUCUUCUCAGAGAUGGCCUUGAUAUCAAUGCCUAUAACAGGACUGAAGGUCUCCUUGUUGAGCUGAAUCUAUCAGCAUGUUAUGAAUAUGUGGAGAAGUUCUGCGACUGCAUUUCCGAUCAUCUUGCUCUGAUGAACAAUCAAAGAGAAUGCCUAGAUGAAUGUAGAGAAGCAGUCUCCUCAUGUAUCUUUGCAGCAGCAAGAUUUGCAGAUUUGCCUGAAUUGCGUGAUCUUAGAAGUCUAUUCACUGAAAAAUAUGCUUCUUCAUUGGAUGCUCAUGUCAACAAAGAGUUUAUGGAGAAGAUGAAAGCAAUUAAACCCACAAAGGAUAUGAAGCUUCAAUUACUGGAAGAUAUAGCAAUGGAAUAUGGUUUAAAGUGGGAUUGCAAAUCAUUGGAGCAGAAACUAUAUUUUGAAAAGGUUCAAAAGGAUGGUAUUAUGAAGGAUGCAACAAAUUUGAAAAAUAAUAAUGGUUCAUCAUGGGAUAAUGUAAGAGAAGCAAUGAAUAUGAAAACAGACACUAUUGGAAAGACAUUUGUUAAAGAAACAGAGACAGGACAUGUUCAUCCUAAUCUACCAGAUUAUGAUGCUUUUGUGAAAAGGUUUGCAGCUCUUAGAAAAGGGAAAUAGCUACACAAAAAAAUGUUGUUUUUUUC
This is a messenger RNA of Impatiens glandulifera, 1046 nucleotides long. Its product is annotated as IST1-like protein. The transcript has 6 exons. Gene Ontology annotation, biological process: protein transport. The record is from RefSeq and is a predicted model, not a curated record. Lineage: Eukaryota; Viridiplantae; Streptophyta; Magnoliopsida; Ericales; Balsaminaceae. Bases 259 to 1020 code for a protein of 253 amino acids.